GCCGCGGGGCGCUCGGGGCCGGGCGGUUGCUAGGGUGACGGGAACACACUAUGGCGAAGGGAUCCUAACGCUCUCCAGUCAGGGACCUCCGCGAAGCUCCAGGAGCCGGACACCGCCUGAGGGAAGCGGCAGGCAGGGCGCCCCCGCUUCCCGCCCUCUUCUCUUCGGUCCUGAGUGGGGCCCGGGGCUGUCGCCGUCGCCCGCGUCCGGGAUGAAGAACUAUAAAGCAAUUGGCGUAAUAGGAGAGGGAACAUUUUCUGAAGUCAUGAAGAUGCAGAGCCUGAGAGAUGGAAACUACUAUGCAUGCAAACAGAUGAAACUGUCCUUUGACAGUAUUGAACAAGUGAACAACCUACGAGAGAUCCAAGCCCUGAGGCGCCUGAACCCACACCCAAACAUUCUCACAUUGCAUGAAGUGGUUUUUGACAGAAAAUCUGGGUCUCUUGCACUAAUAUGUGAGCUUAUGGACAUGAAUAUUUAUGAACUAAUCAGAGGGAGAAGACGCCCAUUAUCAGAGAAAAGAAUUAUGCACUACAUGUACCAGCUAUGCAAGUCACUUGAUCACAUGCACAGAAAUGGAAUAUUUCAUAGAGAUGUAAAACCAGAAAAUAUUCUAAUCAAGCAGGAUGUCUUGAAACUGGGGGACUUUGGGUCCUGCCGCAGUGUCUAUUCCAAGCAGCCCUACACAGAAUACAUCUCCACCCGCUGGUACCGAGCCCCGGAGUGUCUCCUCACGGAUGGGUUCUAUACAUACAAGAUGGACCUCUGGAGCGCUGGCUGCGUGUUUUACGAGAUCGCCAGCCUGCAGCCGCUCUUCCCUGGUGAGAACGAACUGGACCAGAUCUCAAAAAUCCAUGACGUCAUUGGCACACCUGCUCAGAAGACUCUCAUCAAGUUCAAACAGUCGAGAGCUAUGAGUUUUGAUUUUCCUUUUAAAAAGGGAUCAGGAAUACCUCUACUGACAACCAAUUUGUCCCCACAAUGCCUCUCCCUCCUGAACGCAAUGGUGGCCUAUGACCCUGAUGAGCGGAUCACUGCCCACCAGGCCCUGCAGCAUCCCUACUUUCAAGCACAGAGGGCAGCUGAGACACAGACCCUGGCCAAGCACAGAAAAGCUUUCUUCCCCAAGCGUGCUGUGGUACCAGAACCACUCAGUCACAACUGGUCAUAUUCUAAGGAGUGCAGAAUGCAGACACAGCCCUUGAGGCAAGAGGAGGACUAUGUCAGGAGACAAGGACCAGCCAGCUUGAUAGAGCUGCCCAAACUGAAGCUUUCAGGAGUAACCAGACAGUCCUCAUGUCCCAGCCCCACACUGCGGUCAUUACUGGGCCCUGGAACCAAUGAAAAAGUCCCAGUGCUGAGGCCCAUGAAAUGUGUGGACAAGAAGACAGACACACAGGACAUCAAGCCCAACCUGAAACAGUAUCACCUCCCCACGAUCACCAGGAAAGGGGGCAGAUGCUGACCAGCCUGCCCUUGGCUCACCUUCUUGGAGAAUAAGAGCAGGUGUCAUGUGCGGGGUCAGGCCUCCCUGCAGCUGAGAGUGGACGGGGGCCAGAGGACAUCCUUUCUGCACUCUGCACAACGCCAAGUGGCCUGGGACAUGCUGCCUUGCACCCACUUGCAUCCACAGCCCGGAGCCAUGCGUUUGCAAUCCCAAAGCAGCUGUACUGCAUGUUCCAGUUUAAUAUAUUUGUAAAACUGCCUCA
This is a messenger RNA of Jaculus jaculus (lesser Egyptian jerboa), 1709 nucleotides long. It is a transcript of the gene Mok, whose product is annotated as MOK protein kinase. Bases 212 to 1465 code for a protein of 417 amino acids. NCBI's taxonomy places the organism in Eukaryota, Metazoa, Chordata, Mammalia, Rodentia, Dipodidae. The record is from RefSeq and is a predicted model, not a curated record. The transcript has 12 exons. Gene Ontology annotation, molecular function: ATP binding; protein serine/threonine kinase activity. Gene Ontology annotation, cellular component: cytoplasm; nucleus. Gene Ontology annotation, biological process: intracellular signal transduction; protein phosphorylation.